Protopterus annectens (West African lungfish) is the source of this 1639-nucleotide messenger RNA. RefSeq names its product proteasome 26S subunit, ATPase 1 (gene PSMC1). Gene Ontology annotation, molecular function: proteasome-activating activity; ATP binding; ATP hydrolysis activity. Gene Ontology annotation, cellular component: proteasome regulatory particle, base subcomplex. Bases 67 to 1389 code for a protein of 440 amino acids. The transcript has 11 exons. NCBI's taxonomy places the organism in Eukaryota, Metazoa, Chordata, Ceratodontiformes, Protopteridae. Gene Ontology annotation, biological process: proteasome-mediated ubiquitin-dependent protein catabolic process. The record is from RefSeq and is a predicted model, not a curated record.
GACCUAAUACGGCUACUGUAAUGUGACGUAUACUGUUAGUGACAACUAGGGUGCAUAGACAGGAGUAUGGGUCAGAGUCAGAGUGGUGGUCAUGGACCUGGGGGAGGCAAGAAGGAUGACAAGGAUAAGAAGAAAAAGUAUGAACCUCCAGUUCCCACCAGGGUUGGAAAGAAGAAAAAGAAGACAAAGGGACCAGAUGCUGCUAGCAAGCUUCCCCUCGUGACCCCUCAUACACACUGUAGAUUAAAACUGCUGAAGCUGGAAAGGAUAAAAGAUUACCUUUUGAUGGAAGAGGAGUUUAUUAGAAAUCAAGAACAGAUGAAGCCACUUGAAGAGAAACAAGAGGAAGAGCGAUCCAAGGUUGAUGACUUGAGGGGUACUCCCAUGUCUGUGGGGACCCUGGAGGAAAUCAUUGAUGAUAACCACGCAAUUGUUUCUACUUCAGUGGGAUCUGAGCACUAUGUCAGUAUUUUGUCAUUUGUAGACAAAGAUCUGCUAGAACCUGGCUGUUCUGUCCUCCUUAAUCACAAGGUUCAUGCUGUCAUAGGAGUCCUAAUGGAUGACACAGAUCCUUUAGUCACGGUUAUGAAAGUGGAAAAGGCUCCCCAAGAAACGUAUGCAGACAUCGGUGGUCUUGAUAGCCAAAUUCAGGAAAUUAAGGAGUCUGUAGAACUUCCACUAACUCAUCCAGAGUAUUACGAAGAGAUGGGUAUUAAACCUCCAAAAGGAGUCAUUUUGUAUGGGGCACCUGGCACAGGUAAAACUCUUUUGGCUAAAGCAGUGGCAAACCAGACUUCUGCAACUUUUCUUCGAGUGGUUGGUUCUGAAUUGAUUCAGAAGUACUUGGGUGACGGUCCCAAACUUGUGAGGGAAUUAUUCAGAGUAGCAGAGGAGCAUGCCCCAUCAAUUGUCUUCAUUGAUGAGAUCGAUGCCAUUGGUACAAAAAGAUACGAUUCGAACUCUGGUGGUGAGCGAGAGAUCCAGAGAACCAUGCUGGAGCUGCUGAACCAGCUGGAUGGCUUUGACUCCCGGGGAGAUGUGAAAGUUGUUAUGGCCACAAACAGAAUAGAAACACUCGACCCAGCACUUAUAAGACCAGGACGAAUUGACCGCAAGAUUGAAUUUCCAUUACCAGAUGAAAAAACAAAGAGGCGCAUUUUCCAGAUCCACACAAGCAGAAUGACAUUAGCAACUGAUGUAAACUUAGAUGAUUUGAUUAUGGCCAAGGAUGAUCUGUCAGGAGCAGAUAUUAAGGCCAUUUGUACAGAAGCUGGCUUGAUGGCAUUACGGGAACGUCGGAUGAAAGUAACCAAUGAAGAUUUCAAGAAAUCUAAGGAGAAUGUUCUUUAUAAGAAACAAGAGGGAACACCAGAAGGCCUUUACCUGUAACAAAAAAAAUGCAGCUCUACAAAGAGCAUUUGAUAUUCCUAUUAAAAAUCACCAUAAGUAAACUGUUACAAACACACUCGAUAUUGUAAAACAUUUGUUGAAAUGAACUUUGAGCAUGAUUCACCUUUAGAAUUUAUCACUUGUGUUUUUUGACAGUGAAUGUUCUGAAUUGUAUUUUUUAUAAUUGUGGGAAGAAUGCAAGACUAAGAAACUAAGAAUAAAUCUGGGUAUACUUGUUGGUCAGUUUUAA